AUGAAUACAAAAAUCCAAGAAAAAAUAUCAAAUCCAAAUUUUAUACAAAAUACAUUCCCUCUUAAUUUGACAGACUUAAGUGAGAAUAAUCCAUAUAGAGCCAUGAAUUUUAGUUAAAAUUUUAUAUAUAUAUUUAGUCAAUGGAAUUUGGAAAUAUGCUUCAAAUUAUCUAGAAAUAUUAGAUCCUCUUAAUGGUGAUAAGUUCAUUCUUGUUCCAAACAAUUUAGUAUUUCAUUAUUAUUAAUAUUUUAGACUGAAGAAGAAAUUAAUGAAUAUAGUGAUGCUGCCAAAUAAUGUCCUAAAACUGGUCUUCAUAAUCCACUCAAAAAUCCUGAAAGAUAUAAUCUAUAUGGAGAAAUCUUUCAUAGAGCUUCAUUCCUUUUAGGAUUACCUCAAGUUGAAGAUUAUUUUGUUCAUUUGAUACAAAGAGUUGCUCCAAAAAGUGAAAUCUAAGCAAGAGGAGAAGUUAAAGUCACUCAAAGAUUUUUAAUGAAUUUCUCUGGAGAUUAAUGUCGUUUUUUAACCAGAUCCUUUAAUGUAAGUGGGGAUGUAUAAGGAUAACAAUCAAGUGGAUAUAGAUUCCCAUAUGGACCUGUUGCUAUUAUUGCACCUUUUAAUUUCCCUCUUGAAAUACCUGCUCUUUAAAUGAUGGGAGCUUUACUUACAGGAAAUAGAUUAACAAUUAAAGGAGAUUAAAGAGUAUCAGUUGUUUUGGAGAUGUUUCUUAGAUUGCUUCAUUUAGCUGGAUUACCUCCAACAGAUUGUGAUUUGAUUCAUUGUGAUGGUCCCUAAAUGGAAUCAUUACUCAAAAGAACUAAUUUUAGAUUAUUGUAAUUUACAGGUUCCUCUGGUAUUGCUGAAAGAUUGUGUAAUGUUAUGAAUGGAAAAAUUAAAAUUGAAGAUGCUGGUUUUGAUUGGAAAAUACUUGGACCAGAUGUUAUUGAAUUUGAUUAUGUUGCUUAUCAAAGUGACUAAGAUGCUUAUGCAUUCAGUGGUCAGAAAUGUAGUGCUUAAUCAAUAUUAUUUGCACAUAAAAAUUGGUAUUACUAUAUCAUAAUUUUAGGGUUCAAGCAGGAAUUCUUGAUAAAAUUAAAUUAUUAGCAGAAUAGAGAAAUCUAAAAGAUUUAACUAUUUGUCCUAUACUUACAUGGAAUAAUCAAAGAAUUUAAGCACAUCUUGAUAAAUUAAUAGCUAUUUAAGGUGCUAAAGUUCUUUUUGGUGGAAAGCCUAUUAGUGAAUAACAUAAGAUACCAGAAUGCUACGGUUCUUACCUACCUACAGCUGUUUAUAUUCCUUUAUAAUAAAUCAAAGACAAUUUUGAGUUAGUUACAACAGAAGUAUUUGGACCAUUUUAAGUUGUUACUGAGUAUGAAAAUGAAGAUCAUGUCAUUGAAAUACUUGAAUAUAUACCUCAUAAUUUGACAGCAGGAGUAGUUUCUAACGAUAUUAGAUUUGUUUAAAAAAUAUUAGCUAAUACAAUUAAUGGAGUAACAUACGCAGGUAUCAAAGCCAGAACUACAGGGGCUCCUUAAAAUCACUGGUUUGGACCUUGUGGAGAUCCAAGAGGUACUGGUAUCGGUUCACCAGAAGCUAUAAUCUAAACUUGGACCACUCAUAGAGAAAUUAUUAUGGACAUUGGAACAACUCCAAAAACCUUAACAUAAAGUUGAA
Messenger RNA from Paramecium primaurelia, 1671 nucleotides. NCBI's taxonomy places the organism in Eukaryota, Ciliophora, Oligohymenophorea, Peniculida, Parameciidae. The record is from the annotation of a GenBank genome assembly.